Molecule: messenger RNA, 6382 nt
Organism: Scleropages formosus (Asian bonytongue)
Lineage: Eukaryota; Metazoa; Chordata; Actinopteri; Osteoglossiformes; Osteoglossidae
Product: potassium/sodium hyperpolarization-activated cyclic nucleotide-gated channel 2-like
Exons: 8
Coding region: 302-3427 (1041 amino acids)
Biological process (GO): potassium ion transmembrane transport; regulation of membrane depolarization; sodium ion transmembrane transport
Cellular component (GO): dendrite; axon; HCN channel complex
Molecular function (GO): voltage-gated potassium channel activity
Source: RefSeq, a predicted model, not a curated record
CGCGCACGCGAUGCGCCGGGAAAGAAGCGCGCGCUCUGGCCGCGAAAUCCUUCUCGCGCCGUUCGUGGCCGAAAUGAGGAGCGGAGCCUCGAGCACGACUGUGGAGUCCCACGCGCGACGCCCCCCGGGUAGUUGGCAAAGAAGUCACGUAUAAAUCCAGUUUCCUCCCUUCCUCCGUCUGCGUGUCUCUCGGCGUCUGCUGUGCGCGUGGCGGAGUCUCUCCCGCCGGUCUCUCCAUGGCUCCCUCCCUCCGCUCUCUCUCCGCUCGUGUCCUCGUCCUCCUCCUCGUCCUCCCGAUGUCAUGGACACGGAGCAGCUUCCUGCCAUGAAGGGGAAGGCGAGCGGCGCUCCUGCGCGUAGGUCCGAGCCCGACGCCCCGAGAAGCGGCGCCGCCGUGCUGGAUGAAGCGGAGGACGGCGAGGGGGAGCGCGGAGCCGCCGCAGGUGGAGAUGGGGGCACGAGCACGAAGAGCCCGACCGCCACCAGCGAGCCGUGGGCGGCGCGGGGCGAUGGAGCGACACCUGCCGCCGCCGCCGCCGCCGCCGCCGCCGCCACACCUGGACCUGCGGGCUCAGGGGGCCACACGCCCACGGCGGGGGUGACGCCGCCGAGUGCCGCCGAUGUCAAGUGCCCCGGGAGCGGGGAGUGCGGGAGGGAGUCUCCCCCCGCGGGCAGCCCGGCUUCGCCGGGAGACUCUAAAGCGGACGGAGCGACGACGAGUGCCGGAGGGGCGGCGGCCGAUGACGGAGACAGGUGGGCGGCGUGCGCCCCCCAGGGUCCGGGGGCCACCGGGGCCGAGGCCGGGCUCUCCGAAAAGAAGGAGUCCAAGGUGUCCUUCUCGAACGCGCCCAGCCGGAAGGCCUCGUCCUGCGUGCACGUGCAGGUGCAUGCUCCGGCGCAGGGUCCGAGCCGGCAGCCUCGCAGCUCCGUCACGUUCGUGCGCUCCGAGGAGGGCGCGCCGGCGGCGGCGGCGGCGGCGGUGGCCGAGGACGCGGAGCAGAGGGGCAGUCAGGGCAGCUUCAUGCAGCGGCAGCUGGGCAGCAUGUUGCAGCCGGGGGUCAACAAGUUCUCCCUGCGCAUGUUCGGCAGCCAGAAGGCGGUGGAGCGCGAGCAGGAGCGGGUCAAGUCGGCGGGCAGCUGGAUCAUCCAUCCCUACAGCGACUUCAGGUUCUACUGGGAUUUCACCAUGCUGCUGUUUAUGGUGGGAAACCUCAUCAUCAUCCCUGUGGGAAUCACCUUCUUCAAAGACGAGACCACCACGCCGUGGAUCAUCUUCAACGUCGUGUCUGACACCUUCUUCCUCAUGGACCUGGUGCUCAACUUCCGCACGGGCAUCGUCAUCGAGGACAACACAGAAAUCAUCCUUGACCCCGAGACAAUAAAGAAGAAGUACCUGAAGACUUGGUUCGUGGUGGACUUCGUGUCUUCCAUUCCUGUGGAUUACAUCUUCCUGAUUGUGGAGAAGGGCAUCGACUCCGAGGUCUACAAGACGGCCCGCGCCCUACGCAUCGUGCGCUUUACCAAGAUCCUCAGCCUGCUCAGACUCCUGCGUCUUUCCAGGCUCAUCCGCUACAUCCACCAGUGGGAGGAGAUCUUCCACAUGACCUACGACCUGGCCAGCGCCGUGAUGCGCAUCUUCAACCUGAUCGGCAUGAUGCUGCUGCUGUGCCACUGGGACGGCUGCCUGCAGUUCCUCGUGCCCAUGCUGCAGGACUUCCCCGAGGACUGCUGGGUGUCGCUCAACAAGAUGGUGAACGACUCGUGGAGCGAGCUCUACUCCUUCGCCCUCUUCAAGGCCAUGAGCCACAUGCUGUGCAUCGGCUACGGGCGCCAGGCCCCCGAGAGCCUCUCCGACAUCUGGCUCACCAUGCUCAGCAUGAUCGUUGGAGCCACCUGCUACGCGAUGUUCAUCGGACACGCCACGGCCCUCAUCCAGUCGCUGGACUCCUCUCGACGACAGUACCAGGAGAAGUACAAACAAGUGGAGCAGUACAUGUCCUUCCACAAACUGCCAGCCGACUUCCGGCAGAAAAUCCAUGACUACUACGAGCACCGCUACCAGGGCAAGAUGUUUGAUGAAGAGAGCAUCUUGGAGGAGCUCAGUGAGCCUCUGCGGGAGGAAAUUGUGAACUUCAACUGCCGAAAGCUGGUGGCCUCCAUGCCCUUGUUUGCCAACGCUGAGCCGAACUUUGUGACGGCCAUGCUCACCAAGCUGCGUUUUGAGGUCUUCCAGCCCAAGGACUACAUCAUCCGGGAGGGCACCAUCGGCAAGAAGAUGUACUUCAUCCAGCAUGGCGUGGUCAACGUUCUGACCAAGGGCACCAUGGGCAUGAAGCUCUCGGACGGCUCCUACUUUGGAGAGAUCUGCCUCCUGACGAGAGGGAGGCGCACGGCGAGCGUCCGGGCCGAGACCUACUGCCGCCUCUACUCGCUCUCCGUGGAUCACUUCAACGAGGUGCUCGAGGAGUACCCCAUGAUGAGGAGGGCCUUCGAGACGGUGGCCAUCGACCGGCUCAACCGCAUAGGCAAGAAGAACUCCAUCCUGAUGCAUAAGGUCCAGCACGACCUCAACUCGGGGGUCUUCAACAACCAUGAGAACGAGCUCAUCCAGGAGAUCGUGAAGUACGACCGCGAGAUGGUGCAGCCGGUGGACCCGCAGCGGCCACGCGCCAUGUCCGCCACCCCACCUGUGCACGGGGGCAUCUUUGCGCCGCCCGGGCAGCCGCCCGUCGGCUCCGCCAUCGCCACGCUGCAGCAGGCCGUGGCCAUGAGCUUCUGCCCGCCGAUGCUGGGCCCCCUGGCAGGCCCCGGGGCCCUGUCAUCUCCGCGCAUGGUCCGCCGCUUCCAGGUGCUGCAGAGCCUCUCCAGUCCCGUGUCCACCUCUCCGCUGCAGGCCCCGCCCCCCGCGCCCGGCGGAGCCUUUGCCUCGGCCCUCUCCAGCCCCCCGGUACUGAGCCCGCUGGCUGCUGGCGCGGGGCGGACCUUCCAGUACAGCUGCAGCCCUCUGAGCGGCGUCCCUUCGGCCUCCCAGCUGUCCCUGGCCCAGCUGCACCCGGGGCCCAGCCUCAUGCAGCGGCCCGCUGCCCAGAGGGGCGGGAGCAUCAGCCACGAGGUCCGAGCGCUGUCCGCCUCCCAGUCCUCGCUGCCCCAGGAGGGAGCCGCGCCUGCCGCCCCCAGCCCCCCUCCAUCCACAUCCGCCGUGCCCCCGACAGGACCUCAGCCCGGCGCUCAGGGUCCUGCGGGCUCCAGGGCCAGCGUGCCGCAGAAAGCGGGGUCAGCGGGAGCCGCCCCCGCCGGCCCCGCCUCCGCGGCAGACUCAUCCGCCGAGGCGCAGGGCGUCCCGGACUCCGGGCCGGACAGGAGAGAUUCGGCGGUCGGGCUUUCGGAGACGGACGCCGCCAGAUCCCAGCUGCCGUCCGACUUGUGACGCAGACUGAGCCCCGCGCUUGUUCUGCGUCUUUAUGCCGUUUCUGCGGCUCCCCCCCAAAGCUGCGCCUGCCCCCAUUCUGUCUCAGUGGCCCCCGUGAGUCCCGUCCAUCGCUGUACGAAAGAAGGGACUCGCUUUGAGGAAUGAAGGCUUUGGUGGCCCGGGAAGUUCUGCUCACGGGACAGAAAACGCACGGAACUGCCGGUGUUUCACGCCGCCGCUCCAUCUUAAGCUCAUUUGUAAAUAGGACAAAAGACGAACCCUACUUUUAUUUUCUGCAGACCAAAGCUGAGCUUGAACGCAAAGCCGAGUGGCGUCUUUGUGGACCAAGGAGGGAAAAUACGAUGUAAAAAGAAAUGGCAUUUAUUGAACUGCCUUGAUUCCAACUUCAGAAGCCAUAUUUCGGUCCAUGUAUGUGUGUGUUUGUGUGCGCGUGUGCAUGCUGGAUGAGUGUUUGCAUUUUUCCACCACUCGACCAGGCCUGUUACAGUCCCCUAAUUGGCCCGAAGUCGUAAACACGCUGCGUUCCUCUGCUGACCCGAGGCCCGUCGCCCAAAAGCUCCUCUCGCGGAUGUCGAUUCGUCUGGAAUCCCGACUGCGAUUCAUCCAAAGUUGAAUCUCUGACGCGUUCCCCUCGUUCGCCUGCUGACGCGCCGUCUCCCAGCACAGCGGGGAGCGCGCGCAGGCGUCUCCCUCGGCUCUUCCCUCGGCUCUUCCCUCGGCCCAUGAGCGGCGAAGGAGGCCUCUAUGCAAAGCCCACGUUGGCGCCAUCUUCUCGCUCGGCCCCGUGGCAUCUGGAACGAGGUGGUGCAGCAGGGGUGUGAUCCAUCUCCCUCUGGGAUGGAGGAUCGAAGCCCCCGUUCGGAAGAUCAUGGGUGAUUGCGGCGGAGCCCCGAGUAUUCUGGAACGUUCUGGAAGUUUCCAACGGCCCGAGCGGUUGGGCUGAGGGAGGCCACGAGCACAUCGUACAGCACCGGCCUGUUUCAUACGUGCCCUCCAUGUCGAGGCGUGACGGAGAGCCUCUCUGUGCAUCGUUUAACACCGGUGUAAAUCCUGGAAGUCAAAGGGAAAAUGACAGAUUGCGCCCACGGUGCGGACGGUCCGACACGUGUAAAUAUGGACGGGUCGUCGCUCCGGUUGCCGUCGGCUUUGAACAGCGGAGCGGAAAGAAGGGCGUCUGCGGGACCCCUGAGCUCCACGUCCUUCUUCCCAAAGUCGCCGAGCAGUCAGAAGCUCCAGCAGCUCUUUGGUGUCACUUGCAAGGUUUCCUUCAGAGCGGUGCGACGUCGCCGUGACGUUCCGCUGGUGAGGAGCCUCUGCGUGGCUAUGCGUGCACACACACACACACACUUUGCUUGCAAACUGAUUUAGCUGUUUUUCCCUCCUUUGUGCAAAGCGAAACAUCAGUGAAGGCAAACACUUGAGCAGCAGCUGUGUGUGUGUGUGUGUGUGUGUUUCUACACAACUCUUUCAGUCUUUAAGUGCAGUAGUACACACGUGAGCCCUCGUGCAAAUCCGUGGGAAUCCCUGGAAAGCUGUUCUUGACGAAAUACAUAUCACGUCAGUUUGUAUCCUUCGCAAUAAGAGACGUACGUGAAGAUGCGAGUGAAGAUGCCCAGCGCCACCCCUGAAGGGUCUCCCUCCCGUCCACGGCCCCUCCUUCGCUGCCUUCGUCCGAUGCUCUAGGAAGCACCGCGUCCGUUCUUUCCGUCACGUUCUCGCCGUCGUUCGGAUGCUUUUCUGCAGCUGUGAGUUUUCGUUAUGCUGGAAACUUGGCUCAUAUUAAGGCGAAGCUGAAAUUCUUUUUCUAAGCGGCCGGAUCGAAGGAAACGAUCGUUUUUACGGGAGAUCAGUGGAAGUCAAUGAAUGUUCUGAAGGCGUCGAGAGAAAUAAGGAACGGUGACGUCACCGUUCCGUCGUUUUGUAACUGCAAAACGUGACACGUUAUUGCUGCCUGAAGGUGUUUUACCACUUACCUGUAGUUCAUAACUCAAACAAUGUAAAAAACAUUUUAUUGUUUCAUUCAUUCAUUCAUUCAUUCAGUUAUUUAAAGCUGAUUCUCUAGCAAUAUGAGAGCACUUUGAAAGCCUCACAGAAGUGAAUUUAGUUUUCAGCUGCUGCUGAGAUUUCUGUUUCGUACCCGAGUCUGAGCAGUGUUUGGUCCUGUGCUCUUGUGUAACGUGCAAGUGGAAAAAUUUGAUGCUUUAAAGACAUAGUGAAGCUCUCAACCGUAAUCAUGGGGAUGUCUGUAUUUUUAUGGAUCUACCGUCAGAUAUAUUUGCUCUAUUUAUUCGGGGGGCGGGGUGCGUGUGUGUGGGGGGGCGUCGUGAUCUUCGAUGAGCACUGCAGCUAUUGAUACCUGUAGCCUUUUCAUGUCGAAUGUGUGUAACUGGUGACGGACAACAUGUAAGAAAGGAGAAAAAGGAAAGCAGCAACACAACAGCAAGCAGCAGAGAAGCCGUGUGUGUGUGUGUGUGUGUGUGUGUCAGUAUAAUGCAGUGUGCGCCCGCGUGCGUUUGUGUGUCUGUCUGUCUGCUUCAGCACCUCACUUUUGUGCGAGGGGACAGCUGGACUCGUGUCCACGUCCCGUCGCAGUGUGCGUCCCGGGCCGGAGCUACACUUAUGAACACGGUCCGGCUGCGCGUCCAGCGUUCCGCGCGGCCAGUGAGCCCAGCGGUCAGUGGCUUUGUGAGGGAAGCCGGGGUAAAAAACGGGUGGCCGUGAAGAAACGCCGGUACAGAUUCGGCUCGAUCUGCAGCUCUGUUGCGCCUCGGUGAGGGUGACAAAAUCACGAUGGCGGCAGUUUCUGCGGGAAGCGAGACUUUCCCACAGCACUGCUUCUUCACUCCUUCAUACUUCACUCACAUCUCUUCUGUAGCGUUCAUCUGCCCUGAAAACAAAAAAGUAGUUCAGGGUUAGGGUUAGGGUCAGGGUUAGGGUUAGGGUUAGCGUUAG